AGGGCACGGGCCGGGAGCGCCGCAGCCCGGGGCGGGGGCACGGCGACCGCUAGGCCAGGGGGCGCCCGCCCCCAGCGCCCCACGCCCGGUGCCAGCGAGCCGAGGCGUGCAUCUCCUUAUAUGGUCAAAUGACACGGAGGGGGUUCUCGAGGGCGGGAGCCGCGCAGCGCUCCACUCGGCCGGCAGCGGAGCCGCAGCCACCAGCCGCCCGCGCCCGCCCGCGCCGUCCGGGAGUCCCCGGGUCGCUGCGGCGCCGUGAGUACCUUCAGCUCCCUGCGCCCCAGAGGGAGGCCGAGGGGCUUAGCCACCAGGACUCGGAAGAGGGGGCCGAAUCCGGUGCGAGACCCGGGGAGAGGGGAGCAGAUCCGGAGUUGGGGAGACCGGGGCUGAGAACUGUGUCUUCCUGGAGACUAGGCUGGCAUUUUGACUUUGGGAUGGAGUCUUGCUCUGUCGCCCAGGCUGGAGUGUAGUGGCACGAUCUCAGCUCACUGCAAGCUCUGCCUCUGGGUUCACGCCAUUCUCCUGCCUCAGCCUCCCAAGUAGCUGGGACUACAGGUUGCUGAAAAGCCAGGUGUCAAAAUGACCGAGCGCUUUGACUGCCACCAUUGCAACGAAUCUCUCUUUGGCAAGAAGUACAUCCUGCGGGAGGAGAGCCCCUACUGCGUGGCGUGCUUCGAGACCCUCUUCGCCAACACCUGCGAGGAGUGUGGGAAGCCCAUCGGCUGUGACUGCAAGGACUUGUCCUACAAGGACCGGCACUGGCAUGAAGCCUGUUUCCACUGCUCGCAGUGCAGAAACUCACUGGUGGACAAGCCCUUUGCUGCCAAGGAGGACCAGCUGCUCUGUACGGACUGCUAUUCCAACGAGUACUCAUCCAAGUGCCAGGAAUGCAAGAAGACCAUCAUGCCAGGUACCCGCAAGAUGGAGUACAAGGGCAGCAGCUGGCAUGAGACCUGCUUCAUCUGCCACCGCUGCCAGCAGCCAAUUGGAACCAAGAGUUUCAUCCCCAAAGACAAUCAGAAUUUCUGUGUGCCCUGCUAUGAGAAACAACAUGCCAUGCAGUGCGUUCAGUGCAAAAAGCCCAUCACCACGGGAGGGGUCACUUACCGCGAGCAGCCCUGGCACAAGGAGUGCUUUGUGUGCACCGCCUGCAGGAAGCAGCUGUCUGGGCAGCGCUUCACGGCUCGCGAUGACUUUGCCUACUGCCUGAACUGCUUCUGUGACUUGUAUGCCAAGAAGUGUGCUGGGUGUACCAACCCCAUCAGCGGACUUGGCGGCACAAAAUACAUCUCCUUUGAGGAACGGCAGUGGCAUAACGACUGCUUUAACUGUAAGAAGUGCUCCCUCUCACUGGUGGGGCGUGGCUUCCUCACAGAGAGGGACGACAUCCUGUGCCCCGACUGUGGGAAAGACAUCUGAAGUCAACACGGAGAAGUUGCUGCUUGUGAUCUCACACACAGAUUUUUAUGUUUUCUUUCUCACCCAGGCAAUCUUGCCUUCUGGUUUCUUCCAGCCACAUCGAGACUUUCUUCUAGUGCUUCUCAGUGAUACUCACGUUUGCUUCAACCCUUUAGUGCUUUGUGCUAGUUCAGUCCCAGGGAAAGAGAAAACUCGCCCUAGGCCCUAGGUGGGAAGAUGGUUUGAAAUUUUUGUAAUCGAGUAAGGCACACCCAAAUGUAAAAAUCCUUUUGAAUGAUGUCUUUAUAAAUCUUUCUCUCACACCUAUUUAAGUGCAAUUAAUGUAUGCCACGAACUUGAAAGUUUUCUAAACUCAGUAAGGUAAUGACCAAUUGGUAUUUACAGCUCUGUAGCUUCCUGUUGUGUCAAGUCUAAACCAAGAUUAUGUGACUUGCAAUAAAGUUAUUCAGAACAAAA
Molecule: messenger RNA, 1875 nt
Organism: Mandrillus leucophaeus (drill)
Lineage: Eukaryota; Metazoa; Chordata; Mammalia; Primates; Cercopithecidae
Gene: FHL2
Product: four and a half LIM domains 2
Exons: 8
Coding region: 580-1419 (279 amino acids)
Biological process (GO): negative regulation of calcineurin-NFAT signaling cascade; negative regulation of transcription by RNA polymerase II
Cellular component (GO): nucleus; Z disc
Molecular function (GO): transcription coregulator activity; transcription factor binding
Source: RefSeq, a predicted model, not a curated record